AUGUCUUCCUCGCUAUCGGCCGAGGAGAUCCCCCUGCUGAAAUCCGAUGCCGGGGAGUUGCAGAGCAAGCUCCCAUUGAAGGCCAUCCCAGGGAGCUACGGCAUCCCUUUCAUCUCCCCAGUCAUGGAUCGCCUUGACUUCUUGUACAACCAGGGCGGCGAUCAGUUCUUCCAGUCCCGGAUAGACCGCUACGGAUCCACCGUCCUCCGGGUCAACGCGCCGCCUGGUCCCUUCAUGGCGAGGAACUCGAAAGUGGUCGCCGUCGUCGAUGCCAAGAGCUUCCAAGUUUUAUUCGACUGCUCCAAGGUGGAGAAGAAGGACGUCUUCACCGGCACCUACGUGCCCUCCACCUCCUUCACUGGCGGCUACCGGGUCUGCGCGUACCUCGACCCCUCCGAGCCCACCCACACCAAGGUCAAGCAGGUCCUCCUCCAUCUCCUCGCCGCGAGGAAAACCCACGUCAUCCCCGAGUUCCGGGCUUCGUACUCGGGCCUCUUCAGCACCAUGGAGGAGGAGAUCGCCCGGUCGGGUAAGUUCGUCUUCAACGACCUCAACGACGACGCCGCGUUUGAGUUCCUAGGGAAGGUCUUCACCGGAGUGAGCCCCUCGGCGACGGCGCUCGGUUCCAGCGGACCGAACAAGGCGACCAAGUGGCUCUUCCUUCAGCUCUGUCCCAUCAUGACCCUCGGCCUGCCCAAAAUUCUGGAGGAUCUCUUACUCCACACCUUCCCUUUACCCUUCUUCGUGGCGAAGAAGGACUACGCUGCGCUGUACGAUUACUUCAGCUCCGCGGCGCAGACCGCCCUGGACUUCGCCGAAGAGCUGGGGCUGUCCAGAGAAGAGGCCUGCCACAACCUCGUCUUCGCUGCAUGCUUCAACGCGUUCGGCGGCUUGAAGGUGCUCCUUCCCGGGGUCCUGCAGUUCCUUGCAAAGUCCGGGAGCGACCUUCAUGCCCGCCUGGCCGACGAGGUCCGCUCCGCCGUGCGCUCAGAGGGCGGGGAGCUGACCGCGGCUGCCUUGGAGAAGAUGGAAUUGACCAAGUCUGUGGUGUACGAGGCCCUUCGAAUGGACCCGCCCGUGAAGUACCAGUACGGGGUGGCCAAGCGGGAUCUGGUCGUCGAGAGCCACGAGGCGAGCUACGCGGUGAAGGCCGGCGAGAUCUUGUUCGGCUACCAGCCGCUCGCGACGCGCGACCCGCAGGUGUUCGGGCCUGACGCCGGGGAGUUCGUCGCUGACCGGUUCGUGGGGGAGCGGGGCAGGGAGCUGCUCCGGUACGUGGUGUGGUCGAACGGGCCGGAGACGGAGAACCCGACGGCGGGCGACAAGCAGUGCCCCGGCAAGGACAUCAGUGUGCUGACGGCUCGGUUGCUGGUGGCGGAGUUCUUCCUGCGCUACGACACCUUCGCGGCGGAGCUAGGACAGGUCCCUCUGGCUGUCAAAGUUACCUUCACCUCGUUGACCAAGGCGACGGCUGGGUCGAAGGAGUGA
Molecule: messenger RNA, 1488 nt
Organism: Spirodela intermedia
Lineage: Eukaryota; Viridiplantae; Streptophyta; Magnoliopsida; Alismatales; Araceae
Source: the annotation of a GenBank genome assembly